GUUAUCAGUUGCUCAAUGUCGCCUAUUCAGCAGCAGUUACACUUAAACUGAAGUAUAAUCCCAGUGCACCUGACGCAACGCUGGGCAGUUACCGCGAAUGUCAAUAGAGGCUUUGUCAACGACAAUUAGAAACUUUGUUCACGGAGUCUAUCGUCUGAACGAGCAGCUCUCCUUUUGUGUAUCCACGUCAGAUCAUCCACCAUGAACGUAUAAGCUCCCCCUACAGGCUCCCGCGCCGACAGAGCUGUCAACCAGUAGCGAAGGGUCACCUGGCUACCUCACUGAAGCGAGGACUGCCGCUGAAUUCUUCAAAUGUUACUUCAGAGCGGGUUAUCUCCUAGAUCGUGUACCCUACCUGUUGAAACUGUGGAGGAGGUUCAUUUGGGCCGUGCAUCGCGUGUAGGAGCGUUGUGUUGAACUCUUUCCCUGGAUAAACCCGGAUUACACUCAACCGUCAGUAUGGGUCUAGUCGUGUCCACUGUGCAGUACAUCUUCGGUGGAGGUCGAGACAUGGACACGCCGGAUAAAGCCACUGGGCUGACAGAACGUCAGAAAGACGCCAUUAGAACCAGCUGGGCUCUGGUCAGUCUUGACCUGAAGGGCAAUGGAGUCAACUUCCUUAUCAAGUUUUUCAAGGACUAUCCCGAAGACAAAACCUUCUUUGAAGCAUUCAAGGACAAAAAACCGGAAGAGCUCCGAGAUAACCCCAAAAUGCGCGCGCACGCUUCGAUAGUGAUGCACGCACUGACUUCAGUUGUGGACAAUUUGGAUGAUCCCGAAUGUCUCAUUGACAUCCUCCAGAGAAACGCCCAGAGCCAUUUCGGACGAAACAUCAGGAUCAAGCAGUACAAGGAUCUGUUCGAGACCUUUGUCCGGUACCUGCAAGAAGCUUUGGGAGACAAGUGCACAGAACUGACCAAAACGUCUUGGGAGAAAGCCCUAGUUGUCGUGAUUUCAGUCAUCGGGAAUGAAAUGACAGCAUUAUCAAAUGCUGACAAAAAAAUACCCGUAAAAUAAUGGAACUUCCGCAACAUUUUUCUGUGACGUCAUACUCUUCGUCACUGACGCUGUACUCGGCACUACCGUUGUCUCCAGUAACCAUGGCAAUGACACAACGUGAGACAAUUGUCUCAGGAGUAUUUUUACCAACUAAGACGUUGUACCUUUUCCUGGAUAACUUUGAAUUAUAUCACCACAAAUUAUAUAUAAUCAAGCGUAGUAUGUAUCACUGACAUCCUGGUUCGAUUGCCAGAGUUGCCGGGAUUACAGCUCCAAGUCUGUCAGCAUUGACUGAGUUUAGUUUUACGCCGCACUCAGCAAUAUUCCAGCUAUAUGGCGGCGGUCUGUAAAUAAUUGAGUCUGGACCACACAAUCCA
This is a messenger RNA of Haliotis rubra (blacklip abalone), 1376 nucleotides long. Its product is annotated as globin-like. Bases 460 to 1017 code for a protein of 185 amino acids. Lineage: Eukaryota; Metazoa; Mollusca; Gastropoda; Lepetellida; Haliotidae. The transcript has 4 exons. The record is from RefSeq and is a predicted model, not a curated record. Gene Ontology annotation, molecular function: oxygen binding; heme binding.